Molecule: messenger RNA, 973 nt
Organism: Metopolophium dirhodum (rose-grain aphid)
Lineage: Eukaryota; Metazoa; Arthropoda; Insecta; Hemiptera; Aphididae
Exons: 5
Coding region: 26-973 (315 amino acids)
Source: RefSeq, a predicted model, not a curated record
UGAUGUUCAAUAUUUGUAUAAUAAAAUGAUACACGAAAUGAUCAGCGAAUUAGAUACAGUUAAAUAUGUAUGUAUUACAGCAGACUGCUGGAGCAUAUUCCACAAAUCAUACAUUGGAUUUACUAUCCAUUGGAUUAAUCCUCAAACGCUUGAAAGAUGUUCAAAAGAACUUGCUUGCAGACGAAUGAUAGGAAGACACACUUACGAUAAUAUUGCCGAAUCAAUAGACAAAGUACUCGAUGAAUUUAAAAUUCAGAAUAAAACAACAUUAAUAGUCACUGACUAUGCAGCAAAUUUUGUCAAAACUUUUAGAAUAUAUAGUAAUGAUAAUGAUAAUGAUCUAAAUGAAUGCAUUGGUGUAUCUGAAGUAUCUGAAGAAAAUGAAGUCUUUAUAGAAAUCACAAACACUCUGGAAGGUGAACCAUCUAAUGUGGAUAACCUAAGUAUAUCAUUACCCCCUCACCAACGGUGUGCAGCACACACAAUGAACCUUAUUGCUUCAGUUGACAUUAAAGAUGCGGAAAAAGACCUUGCAUAUAAAACCAUCAGCCAUGAAGUAUUUAAAAAGUGCCAAGCAAUAUUUAAUAAACAGAAUCAAUCUACAUUAAGUGCAGAUAUCAUUAAAAAUCAUCUUGGUCGAUAUCUUAUUACACCUAAUGCCACAAGGUGGAAUUCAUAUUAUGAUGCGAUGAAAUGCAUUCUUGAAAAUAUUGAUAAAAUUGAAGAUGUGUGUAAUAAUUUACAACUAGCUACCAUUUCAGGACCUCGUGAAAUCUCAUUUUUACAAGAAUAUUGCAAUGUCAUGAAACCUAUAUCUAGAGCAUUGGAUAUAUUGCAGGGUGAUAAAAACGUAUCUUUGGGAUAUUUGCUCCCUACUAUUAAUGCAGUACAUAAAUCAUUAAACGAUAUGAAGAAUAUAGUUUUCUGUAGACCAUUAUUUAUUGCACUUAAAAGAAGAUUAAAUAAAAGGUAA